Molecule: messenger RNA, 1797 nt
Organism: Sugiyamaella lignohabitans
Lineage: Eukaryota; Fungi; Ascomycota; Dipodascomycetes; Dipodascales; Trichomonascaceae
Exons: 1
Coding region: 1-1797 (598 amino acids)
Source: RefSeq, a predicted model, not a curated record
AUGAGUUCAGAAGGUAAGGCGGUAGAAAGGAUUAUUAAUACUAGCUCUGUCGAAGCUGAGCUUGACCUCGCAUUUCAGAAGCAGUGGUCAAACAUUUAUCAACAAGCCAUCGAAGAUGGGAGCGAUAAUAUUCUUACAGACUCUAUUGAUCAAUUGACAAAAAAAUACUUGCAGUUUUCAGAGAAUUAUCCUAAUCAAAACUUCGUUGACUUGUCACUAGGCAAGUUGCACGUUCUCGACUUCGUCGGGGCACUCAAUUUGACAUAUCCAGCCAGUCAUUUACGGUACGAAAACGGCUGGACCCUAGCGGAGACAUUUGAUAGGAACCUAAGAGGGUUUUAUGUGGACGAAAAACUGGCUAGAGAGAUUCUGAGAGCGGCAAAUCACUCUAAUUGGUCUCAUAAAGAAAUCUGGAUAGCUGUAUAUAAAUUUGUAGGUGUGGCCCACUACAGAGAGAUGGUAGAAAGAGGAGAAAAAGAUUACACAAUAAGAUUGUCUGAGAUUCCUUCGUGGGAUAAUACUUCACCGUCGCAAAAGAGUCCAUCAGCCAUAACUAGUGGAUUGGAUGAACUUACUCCUGUUGAUGUUUUCUUCCAUGAGAAGGAUAUAGAGAAAGAGCUGAGUACAGCACGAUUGUCCAACGAUAGCUCUAUUCAAACUGCAGUCUCACCGAAAAUACACAAACAGUCCCAAUUUGGGGAAGAAACGGAAUAUAAAUUCAACAGACUUCUGUACAGGGAAACUGGAAUAUGCUCCAGAGGAGAAACACUCUGGGAAAUCACCGGUCCUGCAAACAAAAGCUACCUAUUGCGAGAUUUAUGGCAGGACGAAGAAGAAGUACACAAGGAGUUAGAGCUUUCCGUGAAGGCAAAGACUUCCAGAGUGCUGAGCCUGGCUGGUGUUCUCUAUAGUGAGACAGUAGUAUCACUAGAGAAAAACAGGGUUGAUUCCACUUGGUUCAAUAUAAGAGACGAGCUUUCAAUCCCACUGACACAGAGAAAGUUAGUAAAUAUCGACAACGAAGAUGGCAUGGUCGUCCACCAAGUCAAAAAACCGUCAAUAUCGCUAGAAAAUGUAUGCGAAUAUCACAUGCCUAGAAAUCCUAUUCACUUCAGGCAAUUGUUCGAAUUUAUGAAACCUUUGAGUCAAGCGACUGCCAUUGAAGGUAUUUAUUACGGGUUCAGGGAUGCCAUAAAGGGGCAUCAGGGCCUCUGUCAAAAAGCAAGCAUAUUGCACCGGAAUAUAACUCCGAGAAACAUCAUGUUAUCGCAAGAUGAAAAGACCGGAUACUUAUUUGGAUUGAAUGGCGCACUUGAAUUUCAGGCGUUCAACGGAGCAAGCAAGAAUUGGGAAUGGGGCUAUAUUUGCCAAAGAGCUUUUGUUGCUAUGGAAUUACUACACACCAAGGUCUUUGUAGAGCACAAUUUUUAUCACGACCUGGAGUCCUUUUUUUGGUGCUUCCUAUGGGAAUCAUUCCAUAAUGACGGACCUCAAAGACCCCGACGAGAGUGUAUUGAGUUAGACUGUUGGAACACUAUGAAUUGUAAAGAUUUACGGCGUGAAAAACUGGCGAUUGCCAGCAAUGAAGAGUUUUUUGAAGAGUUAACAGCUAGUAAAGUUACUAGCUUUUUCGUUCCUGCCCUCCCUUAUCUUCGGAAACUGCGCAGAGUGGUCUUUAUAGAGUCACCAAGUUACUAUGACCCAAUGCUUUACAACUGGAUGAUCCAGGUGUUUGAUGAUGCUAUAAAAAGUUCCUCCAGUACUGGAACGCAGCAUGUAGAUCACCAGUACAGCUAG